AUGUCAGUUUUCCCCGCCAAAAAGAGCAAUGCUAUAAAAACCCUACAUUCAGGCGCGCGUCUGACAGUGCCGUACCGUGCAGAUAUGGACGCCGCUAAAUCGCCGCCGCCCGCCUCACUCAGGUCGAAGAAGCAGCCACAUUCACCCGCCCCGUUGGAUAAGAAGGCGCGGAAAGUUCCUGAAUCCGACCCGAAUCCAUGGGGAGUGAAGACGCCCAGCAAGCCGGCGGACCCCCCAAGGCGGCUGUGCAACCGCCGUGCGGCGAUGUCGAUCAAGGAAAUCAGGGAGGCGGCGAUGAAACUACGGGGACGCAGAUCCGACCCGCCAGAACCGAUGGAACCCGUGGUUGAAUCCAAAGUCGAGUCCGUUGCUAAGUUGAAGAAGCCUUCUGGAUCCGAGAUAAAGCUUCCCGAGAAGUAUGAGUUGUUAGAUAAAUUCUUCAACAGCUUGGAUAGCUCAAUCAGACUACUUCGGUUGAAAGGAUCUGCACCAGUAUUUGCUAACAUUAGUCCCCAAGUAGAGAGUUUAACCGACAGUUUUGAAUUUUCAGCUAAUGUUAUUCCCUUGUACUUCAUCAGGAGGUUCACAUAUAACCAUUUAGCCCAAUUGAAGUUCAUCAUGCCCGAGGAGAUUAUGGUAGAAAAAGUUAUGCGGCAUGAUGAGCGCACGAGCUGCAUGAGGCCUGACCUUCGCGUCACAUUGAAUGAAGCAGUGAAAAGCAAGAGCAAUUCUCAAUCUCUUGGUGGCAAUCUGCGGUUGAGGAAGGUUUUCCGUGACCGGCUUCUGAAAUUUUUCAAAUCACAUCCAGAGGCUGAAGAAGUACCAGAGGAACCUCUUCCAGAACCUUUUAGUCGACUCAAGAAAAAUGCAAGUGCAAAUUCUGUACAGUCCUCAACUUCAAAUUCGAUAACCGAAACACCACUCUUUGGAAGACAAUCAUUCCCAUCAUCUCAUCUCUCUCCAUCUUUUAAACCUCGGUUCGCACAAAAGGCUUCUUCCCAUAGCAUAGAAUACCCCAAGCGAGACCAACCAGUGGUUUCGGAAGAAAAAACUCCCACGAGACCCUCCGAAAAACAAUCUAUUCCAAAUUAUUCAAAUUCUCCUUCCAAAUUACCCCACAACCUUACACAUACUCAAACACCGGUCAAAUGUGUAAAUUCUGUUGAUAAUUAUGGCCAAAGCUCCAUACUAAAUACGCCAGCUGGCAUCAAAUCGACUCCUGCUGAGCUGAUGAGUGCCACACCUGCCCUUCGUCCACCUAAGAGGAGUCACAUGAGCCCUGAUGAUAAUAGUUCAUAUAGAUCACCAAGCAAACUCGUUAAACGGCCACCCCCAAACAGGCCUUUGAAAUUCGACACCCCUGUAAAGAAUUCAAAGUUAGAUUUUGAGCUUGAUAUAAGCGAAAGUCGGUCAACUGGUGGUGCUGAUGAUGUCUUGGACAUUCUUCCAGACGCUCUCAUACAAUCGAUACGUGAGAAGGAGAGGCUAGCAGCAAUUGAACGGGACCCGGCAAUCUCUCGAGCAAAACUGAGGCAGAAAAUGAUAGCAGGCCUGCCAAAGAGGUUCGACACUAUCUACUACUUGUUUCAAUCAAUGGGACGUUCGGUGGUCACUAAAGAGGAGCUGAUCCAGAAAAUCAUAACUGGUGAUUUGAAUGUCACUGACAGAAAUGAAGUCGAGGAGCAACUUACAUUGCUAAAAGAACUUGUUCCUGAGUGGAUAUACGAGAAGUCGAUAAUGAGUGGGGAUCUCCUCAUAUGUGUUAACAAAAGCUCGAGUCCUGAGUCCCUAAUCGCUCUCUGUUCUCGUUCUCUUCUCAUUUCUCUUCUCUGUACUCCCCGCUGUCCUCAAAUCCUCCCUGCUGUCCCCAAAUCUUCCGCCCCUACACGGCUACACCCCGCCACUACUCCUCCGUCGCUCACCAGUCCUCCGUCGAUCGCUGCUCGUGGAUCGUGGCCACCGCCUCACCGGCCAAGGAGUUCGGUCUUUGAUCCGGUCAAGGAGCUCUGUCUUCGCUGCUCCUCCGUCGUCGUUGUUACUAGUGAGCCUGUAUGUUCUCCUUUUGGGAAUGAAAAUGAAACCCUAAACUCUCUCUACCUACGGCGACCACUCAAGCUUUCACCGGCCACCACUAAAGGAAGCGCCUUAUCAUCACCGCCCAACAACCUCCGGCUACCGAUCAGGCGCGCUCAAGCUGUCGACGAACUCGGCACUCGCUCAAUCCGCAGCAUCAACUCGUCACUCGUCAGGUUUAAGGUUGAGAUUUUAGCCUUUCAAGAGAUAAUGUCAUACUCACCAGCUCUUGAUAAACGAGAGCACUGUAAUUCGCGACAAAGGACUACCUUUCCUGUGCAAAUUAAUCAAGUCAGAGCAAACAUGCUAGCAGCUGCUCAGAUUCGUCCCAUCGUUCACUCCUGUCACAGGAUUCGCCCAUUCAGUUCACCUCCCCCAUCAAAAACCACAUCUUUGCACCUGAGUCACCUCGCCAGAAAACUCGAUUUCCUCGAACGAACCAAGCUCCACCACGGCCUCCUCUCUCCUCUCCAAAAGCCCUCACCCGUUGCUGCUGCCCUAACCACCAGCGACGGCAACCCGAUCACCUCCUCCAUCCCAGAAGAAGAACAACCACCAAACGACAGACCAAACGCACUCUUCUCAAACUGGGCCCCACCCAGAUACCUCUGGCGUGCCCUCUCCAUCCUCAUCCUCGCUGGCCAAGUCGUCACUCGAUCUCUCAACGGCAAAAUCCACUGGAAAAACACCCUCCAACAGCUGGCACGCGUGGGCCCGAGAUCCGUCAGUGUCUGCCUCUUAACCUCCGCAUUUGUCGGCAUGGCUUUUACAAUCCAAUUCGUGCGCGAGUUCACUCGACUCGGCCUCAACCGAUCUGUAGGCGGAGUUUUGGCCCUCGCUUUUUCUCGGGAGCUAAGCCCAGUCGUCACUUCUAUUGUGGUCGCGGGCAGAAUCGGGAGCGCCUUUGCAGCCGAGCUUGGGACUAUGCAAGUUUCCGAGCAGACGGACACACUUAGGGUUUUGGGUUCGGACCCUGUGGACUAUCUGGUGACUCCACGGGUUUUAGCUUCGUGUGUGGCUCUCCCGAUUUUGACACUCAUGUGUUUUGUGGUGGGUAUGGUGUCGAGUGGGAUAUUGGCGGAUGGGGUUUAUGGGGUGAGUAUUAAUAUAAUAUUUAAUUCGGCUAGACGGGCAUUGAGGUCGUGGGACAUUGUAAGCUCCAUGUUAAAGUCGGGGGUUUUUGGUGGGAUUAUAUCGGUGGUGAGCUGCGCGUGGGGUGUGACGACUAUGGGUGGAGCGAAGGGUGUGGGGGAGUCGACUACUUCGGCUGUGGUGGUGUCGUUGGUCGGGAUUUUCAUUGCGGAUUUCGUGCUGUCGUGCUGUUUUUUCCAGGGUGCUGGGGAUUCUUUGAAGAAUUGUAUGUGAUGCGAACGUUUCCUUUUGGUUUGGAGGAAAUGAAGUCUGUGGUUUGUUGGCUGUUUUCUUCUCUGAGUUCUGUAAUUGUUCGAAUUCGAUGUGGGAUGUGGGAAAUGUAUGUUUGUUUAUGGAAAUUUUUAGUCGAUGUGGGAUGUGGGAAAUGUAUGUUUGUUUAUGGAAAUUUUUAGUUUUGUUUAGAUUUUUUGGUUAUUUGGUUAAUUUUGAAAAAAGUGGUAUGAUUA
Messenger RNA from Striga asiatica, 3671 nucleotides. Lineage: Eukaryota; Viridiplantae; Streptophyta; Magnoliopsida; Lamiales; Orobanchaceae. The record is from the annotation of a GenBank genome assembly.